AUGGCGAUUGCGUUACUACUUGUUGUUUUCAUUCUGUCCGGCUUUUUCCCUGUCCAAGCACAGGACACUCGAACUGACCAGGCUGGGUCCGUUCUCCGGGAGUAUGUAGACAAGGGCUACUGUACCUACACAUUUGUGUUCCCACCUGGACCCCGUAGGGAGGGCUGCACACCGCCGGGCCUCGAGAGACAACUCGCCGAGACCAGAGAGGAAACGGCCCGCUUAAAAAAUCAAGUGGAUCGCCUGACAUCGCUGGUGGAAUCUUUGCUGUCCAGAGUGGACAGUUUGCCGGUCACUGAAGCCAUACCUGUUACACAGAACAAUGCUGAGGAAGAUGUCGAGAGUGCGUUCACGUGCGAUGGUAAAGAUUCCGGCCCCCACCCCGACCCGGAGAACUGUGGCAAGUUUUACAUGUGUGCACCGGGACACCCUGCGCCGCACCACUUCGACUGCGCGCCCGGAGGUCUGGUAUUCGACGUCAGGCUCCAAGUCUGCAAUUGGCCGUGGGCGGUUCCGCCGCCCUGUGGGACCCAGGGUGCCGGGUGAGUUGAAACAGUGCAAAUGUCCGUUUGUUCUGGCACUGCAGGAACUAUCCACGCUCAAUUGUAAGCGCCAUUUCCGUCCGCCAUCAUGCAGUGCGCCUGCCAUCGGUGUCUAAUUUGUCUCUAGUAAGAAUACACAACAGUAAAUUUACUUAGAUUUAAUCCGUUUUAGCGCAUUUUAUAAGCUAAUUCUAUGUUAAAAUUUCAAAGACCACAUUUGUACCUGAAGUAUAUUUCUCUGAUAAAAUAAGAGUCUGAUCAAAGGUCAGUGGAUAAAGUCAUAAAUGCUUUUGCUGCCUGUUUUGAUAAUUGCAUUUAAAAGUCAGUUAAUUAAAACAAUUCUCUGGUAGGCAACCCCCAUUUGUGCGAAGAAUUUAUUUCCCAUUCCUUUCAGCGCACAUAUGUGUAAGGACCUGUUCAGACAAAAACGCCCGAACCGCGAUUCGGGUGAAUCGCAUUCCUCACAUCUGGUCCGCGUGCCACACUGUUCAUUCUAAACCGUGCGCGAGCACGAUUCACCUAGACUACGUUCAUUGUUGUUUCAUGAAAACACGAAAGGUAACAUGUUAUCAAUGUCAGAGGUCAACAACCUGCUUGCUGGUGCCCCCUUCCUAGCGUAUCUCGGCCGAAUGCCGACGUGGUCUCGCCCUUGGCUGUGAAGCUCGUCCUAGAAUGCGCACAUUAUUUGGUCAAUGCUUUUUUCAAGUUGCUGUUAUUGUGUAAAUAUUGUUAUUGCAUGUAAAUAAAGAAAUAUCACUCCGUUAUUCAUGACCGGGUCAAUAUGUUGAAUGUGUUGAAGCCGGUUCGAAACUACCUCCCGAGGUGGUUUAGGAUCGAGGCGCAUUCAAUGCGAUUUAGCGCGUUAAGAUGUGGCCACUUGAAUCCUUCGUC
Molecule: messenger RNA, 1433 nt
Organism: Branchiostoma belcheri (Belcher's lancelet)
Lineage: Eukaryota; Metazoa; Chordata; Leptocardii; Amphioxiformes; Branchiostomatidae
Exons: 3
Coding region: 1-546 (181 amino acids)
Cellular component (GO): extracellular region
Molecular function (GO): chitin binding
Source: RefSeq, a predicted model, not a curated record